GAUUUGAACUUUUCUCGUCACCCUGAUCAUUUUGAUAUAUAUAUAACCCUAUAUCUUACUCGUUUAGUUUUAGGACUUACAACCAACCGUUAUAUGGACAAAACUAUAAUACUCUCGUAGCAACUUUGUUGCGAGAGUAUAAAAAACGAAAAACUCGAGAUUUCAAAGUAGAAUAUAACUCUGAUUUAGUCGAUUUUAUACUAUAUGGACGGGUCUUAGGGUCAGAUGAACUGAAGUUAGAGAACCGAUGGUGGGAUUAUUCCAAGAUUCCGGGAUCGACCGAUCAUAUACGAAAGAUCAAGUCAGGCAAUAAUCAUAUUAUUUUUUUUCCUUGUUGCAUACUAUAAAUUCCAACUACCACAUUACUAUUUGCUUUUUUAACAAAGCAAAUAUUUGUGUCAAAGUUCUGUUAUAAAACCCCGGGAUUUCUAUAAAACAAGAAUAGUUUGUUUUUAUUUCAGUUACUGAUCGUUUAAAAAAUGAGAAUUUUCAUAAUUUUAUUGGGUUUAGCAGCAAUCGCAUUACUCUGUGAUGCCGCUGCUGUGCAAAGAAAGCCAAACAACAACAAUGCACCUGCACAAAAACGUCCAAACCAAGCUGGCAAAGUGAAUGCCCGCGCCCCAGCAGCUGCAGGGGGUAAUAAGAAAAAAGUUGGACCUCAAGGACAAGUACGCAAACCAGCUGCCCCGAAAGUUGUAGCUAAACCAGCGCAACCUGUCAAGAAACCUGCUGUCAAUCCAGCAACAAAGCCAAAACCAGCACAAAGACCGAAUGGAGGUGUUAAAAAACCACAAAAUCCAGUGAAAAAAGGAAAUCAAAAUGCUGGUGCUAAGCCACAGCAGCCAAACCGUAAGGGCGCUGGCGUACGUCGACGCCGCAGAAAGAAUGCUGGCGUCGCUGCAGGCGGUAAAAAGCUAAAGAGGAGAAGGAAAGUCGGUCAAGCUGGCAAACCAGGCCAAGUCGGCAAAACGGGUGGUGCGGGUAAGCAAAAACCUGUUGGUAAUAAUAAUAAUGGUGGCGUUAAAAAUGGCGAAGACUUAGAGGCUGGUGGUGCCGAGGACGAGGAAGAAGUUGAAGAAGACACUGUUGAUGAGGAGGCACCAUUAGAAUAUGGUGAAGAAGAAGAUGGUGAAGCUGAAGAAGGACAAGGUGAAGAAGGAGAAGGUGAAGAAGUUGAAUAUGAAUAUGAGGACGAUGAAGAAGGUGCAUCGGAAAAUGGUGACGAAAAUAAUGCCGAUGGUGGAAUUGAAAACGAUAACGCAGCGGGUGAAGGCGAUGAGUAUGAAUAUUACUAUAGCUCUGAAUACGAUGAAUAGU
Zeugodacus cucurbitae (melon fly) is the source of this 1317-nucleotide messenger RNA. RefSeq lists its product as uncharacterized. Lineage: Eukaryota; Metazoa; Arthropoda; Insecta; Diptera; Tephritidae. The coding region runs from base 480 to 1316 and encodes 278 amino acids. The transcript has 2 exons. The record is from RefSeq and is a predicted model, not a curated record.